AAGUUACGUGCGAGGCAUGGGCUGCAGUAGCGGAAUGUGGGCGGUAGGUGGCAGCAGUGAAAUACAGGUGUAGAAGGCACGCCCUCCUCCGUGUGACGUCAGGAGUUUCGCCGGCCGGGGUUUUUUACAGGCUGCAGAGGCUGCGCCAGGAACAGAACAGAUCGGACAGUGCGCGAUUACAGUUAGUAGUUUCCCGUAAUGCGCGGCACCCAGUGAUACGGAGCCCGAGUGAUUCCGAGUACGUGCAGUGAUUAUCCGCGGUCAUGCCUAUGGAACUAACGCAGAACAGGAUUCACAAGAUCUGGCUUCCCAGAGAACGGCUUCCGCAGAUCCCCGUGAACGUAAGUGGUCCUCGACUUGCCAACUCACCAACUGUGAUUGUAAUGGUCGGGCUGCCAGCUCGGGGGAAGACUUAUAUCUCCAAAAAGCUGACUCGUUAUCUCAACUGGAGUGGGGUGCCCACAAAAGUUUUCAAUGUGGGCGAGUAUAGACGGGAAGGUGUUAAGGAUUUCUGCUCAUACGAUUUCUUCCGCGCUGACAAUCAGGAAGCUAUGCAAGUCAGAAGACAAUGUGCCUUAGCUGCCUUAGCAGAUGUGAAAACUUACUUGACUCAGGAAGGUGGCCAGGUUGCGGUGUUUGAUGCCACCAAUACCACAAGAGAGCGAAGAGCGAUGGUUGUUGACUUUGCCAAAGAAAAUGACUUCAAGGUAUUCUUCCUUGAAUCUGUAUGCAAUGAUCCAAAUGUUGUUGCCAGCAAUGUGUUGGAAGUUAAGUUGUCCAGCCCAGAUUACAGAGGAUGUACCUCUAAACAAGCCGUAGACGACUUCAUGAAGAGAAUUAAUUGCUAUAAAGACAGUUAUGAACCAUUGGAUCCAGACAAUCAUGACAAGGAUCUUUCCAUGAUUAUUGUGUAUGAUGUUGGCCGGAGAUUUUUGGUGAACAGUAUCCAGGAUCACAUCCAGAGUAAGAUCGUAUACUAUCUCAUGAACAUUCACGUCCAGCCCCGUUCAAUUUAUUUGUGUCGUUCUGGUGAGAGUGAGAACAACCUCAAGGGAAAGAUAGGGGGAGAUUCUGGACUGUCUCCAAGAGGGAAGAAGUUUGCAGCUACUCUCAAAAAAUAUGUUGAAGAUCAGAACUUGAAAGAACUAAAGGUGUGGUCAAGUCAGUUAAGAAGGUCCGUUCAGACAUCUCAAGGAUUAGAUGUACCUUAUGAACAGUGGAAAGCGCUAAACGAACUGGACGCUGGAGUAUGUGAAGAGAUGACUUAUGAUGAAGUGAAGGAAUUUUACCCAGAAGAGUUCUCUCUGCGUUCCCAGGACAAAUAUCACUAUCGUUACCCUUCAGGAGAGUCUUACCAAGAUCUGGUUCAGCGUCUUGAGCCUGUUAUUAUGGAGUUGGAAAGACAAGGCAAUGUCGUGGUCAUCUGUCACCAGGCUGUAAUGAGGUGUCUUUUGUCUUACUUCCUCGACAAACCUGCAGAUGAAAUGCCGUAUCUAAGGUGCCCUCUUCAUUCAUUGCUUAAGCUGACUCCGUAUGCGUAUGGAUGUCACGUGGAGUCAGUAAAUUUUAACAUUGAAGCUGUUAAUACCCACAGGGAGAGAUGCAAUGAGGAAUCAAAAGGUCUCAACCCACUUAUGAGGCGCAAUAGUGUGACCCCUCUUGCCAGUCCUGAGCCAAACAAGAAAAUCCGAAUCAAUAGCUUGGAGUUUGAGUUUGGCGCUUGUUCUUCUCAAGAGCCAUCCACCUCGCAGUCUUCACAGCCUUUUCUAGGAAAGGCUUGCCUGGCUUGAGCGAUCCUGAGUGGACUAUCCAGGAGGAACAAAGUCACAGACAAAUCAGCUGAUCCCUUUGGUUGCUACAUUCCACUUUUUCAUUGCUAAAUCCUAUUUGCAAUCUUCUCCUUGUUCAUUUGAAGUUUCAGGACCUCAAUUGCUUCAGAAUGGAUUAAAAUGCAAUGGACAAUGGAUCAUGGCAAUUUUAUAUUUUAUUUAUUGUUUUAAAGAACUGAGAAUGGAGUCCCUGAACAUUUCAUACAGUGGAGUGCACAGCUGGACCUAUUUGUAAUUUGCACAUUUUUUCUUUCUUUGUAGUUUUACUGUUUAUGUCAUAGUGAUACAAAGUUUGAAUUUUAUUAUUUGUUAUAUAUUGAUAGAAUUAGUCAUUUUGUCAAAGUCUUGAUUAACAAUAUACGUGAGGAGAAGAAAGUUCUAGAAUUUUUUUCACUGUUCCUCUGAUUUUAUUUAAUUUAUUGUGACCCCCUCUUCUUUGACUGCAUUUUAUUGCAGCACCCAAAUAACCAGGCUUAAUUAGUAUAUUCUCUAUACAUUUUUCCACCCUUUAGUGUGAUAUUCAAGCUGUGGCCUAAUUUAAUAAUUUUAAAACGUUCUAUAUAAAGGUGCAGCCUAAUUUAAUAAAAGUAUAUAUAUAUUUGUAGUGUAUAUACUGUAUGUGAAUGUCAGGACUUAAAGGUAAAAUGCUCUUUCUUUGGUGCUCAGCCUUCGACAUAAAGGAUACUGAACCCAAUUUUUUUUUCUUAAAUGAUUCAGAUAAAGCAUGCAAUUUUAAGCAACUUUCUAGUUUGCUCCUAUUUUUUUUUUGUUCUCUUGGUAUCUUUAUUUGAAAAAAACCAGGAAUGAAGCUUACAAGCCGGCCUAUCUUUGGUUCAGCACCUGGAUAGCACUUGCUGAUUGGUUGCUAAAUGUAGCAACCAUUCAGCAAGCGCUAUCCAGGGUUCUGAACCAAAGAUGGGCCCGCUCUUAUGCUUACAUUCCUGCUUUUUCAAAUAAAGAUACCAAGAGAAUGAAGAAAAAUUAAUAGGAGUAAACUAGAAAGUUGCUUAAAAUAUCUGCUCUAUCUGAAUCAUGAAAUAAAAAAAUUAGGUUCAGUGUCCCUUUUAAGGCAAUAAAUAAUUUCUACCCCUUUGUCACAUGACCAAACACCAAGUACUUUUUGUUUACAGUGAAAAGUGUUAGCUAUUCAUUGUGCCACAGUUUGAAUAUCGCGCUUCUUUUUGUAGUAGAACCAAGAACCUUUAUCUUCCCAGAAGCAGCUUGUAGAACAGGGUUAUCUAGAACUGUUUUCUUCGUCCUUGUACUUGAAUUCUCUGGAACUGUCUCAGAUGAUAGUGCCCCUUUUGUCUCUGUGCGCAUACGCACUUUAUGGUUGUGUCACACAUGGAUUUUUUUUUUUUUAAAAAGGCAUGUUUCACUUUAUUGCAAAGAUGCAUGUUUGCACUUUAUCGUGAGAACAGGGUUGUAACGUGCACCAUUUAAAGUACAGAUGAUGCUGAAUUUCGUGUGUGUGUAGAAUGAGACGGGAAGAUGUGUUUUUACGACAAUGUACUAUAACCCUUGGAUAUGUCUGAUGUCUGGUUAAAAGAUGCGUGGCUUUUCUUGUGACUGUUUUGUCUUACAAAGUUGAACCUACCUCUACUUGCAACUGCUCCAUGGAUUGUGAAAGCUCCAGAAUGUGCAGUGGAAAUGUUUUUCAGACUUUUCUCUCAAGCUACUCAACUGGGCUAUGACUACAAAAGUCACUAAACUGCUACGGACCUUGUCAAUUCCUAAGUUGUAAGAUUGUAUAUUUUUUAUUUUAUUAUAAAUAUUUUGAUUUGUAUUCUGUUUUUAGAUGUUAUAGGCAAGACGAGAACUGUAUGCUGUGUAUUUGCACGCUUUAGUAGUGCAAGAUUCUUUUCAAUUUGCACUAGUUUUCAUAAUCCCUUUUUUUUAUUAACUAACUUUUUAUUUUAAAUACAUGUUUAGUCAUUUUUGGGUACCUUGUACAUAAUUUCAAGAUCUCUGCACACAACAUAAUAUUUUAAAAGUACAUGAACAUGUUAGAAUUUAGUUUAAUUUGUAAACACUGCAUUUUGGUGUUGGUGGGUUGUUGUUUUUUUUUUCCGUCUCCAUAUUGCUGUUUGUAGACUGGCUGUACUUUGCUGGCCGCAGUUGUAGUCGCUAACUAUAGCUACCACGUAACUUGAGACCAAUCACUUAUAUAUAGUAACAUAUAUAUAUAUAUUUUUUAAUUUUUUUUUAUAUAUUUAUAUUUGGCUUAGAUUUGCUAUUUAUUUUAUGUAUUUAUCUCAGCUUGCAUACUUUCUUGUUUUAAGUGUAUAUUUUAUGUGUGUAUUUGUCUGGUAUAAUUGCCUCCUUUUUCAAAGCUUCACCAGCUAUUACAGGAUAUGCCUUUAAGAAUUUGUUUAUUUUUUUCUUGUUUUGCAUUUGCUGGACCAAUAAAGAAAAAAACUUGUUGAUUA
Bombina bombina (fire-bellied toad) is the source of this 4258-nucleotide messenger RNA. RefSeq names its product 6-phosphofructo-2-kinase/fructose-2,6-biphosphatase 3 (gene PFKFB3). Gene Ontology annotation, molecular function: fructose-2,6-bisphosphate 2-phosphatase activity; 6-phosphofructo-2-kinase activity; ATP binding. The record is from RefSeq and is a predicted model, not a curated record. The transcript is spliced from 16 exons. Lineage: Eukaryota; Metazoa; Chordata; Amphibia; Anura; Bombinatoridae. Gene Ontology annotation, biological process: fructose 2,6-bisphosphate metabolic process; fructose metabolic process. Gene Ontology annotation, cellular component: cytosol. The coding region runs from base 264 to 1790 and encodes 508 amino acids.